UUGACGCAGUCCGGACUCGGUAGCUCUCUUAGCUUCUCCCCGAGUGUAGCAAGUUGCCGCUGAUCGCUGGUGCCAACGCCCGGCGAAAUAAGACAGCUAACGUCAGCCAGCGGAGGGACAUUGAUAACUGCGCUGCCAGCAGAACCCAGAAAAGCACAGAGAUGCAGACCAUCAAAUGUGUGGUGGUGGGUGAUGGAGCGGUGGGAAAAACCUGCCUAUUGAUUUCAUACACCACUAACAAAUUCCCCUCUGAAUAUGUCCCUACAGUUUUUGACAACUAUGCAGUAACUGUGAUGAUUGGGGGUGAACCAUACACCCUUGGCUUAUUUGAUACAGCAGGUCAGGAGGAUUACGACAGGUUACGACCACUAAGCUACCCACAGACGGACGUGUUCUUAGUCUGUUUCUCAGUUGUUUCACCUUCCUCGUUUGAGAAUGUUAAAGAAAAGUGGGUUCCUGAAAUAACUCACCACUGUCCCAAGACCCCGUUCCUGUUGGUAGGCACUCAGAUCGACCUGCGUGAUGACCCCUCUACAGUGGAGAAGUUAGCCAAGAACAAACAGAAGCCAAUCACCCCUGAGACAGCAGAGAAGUUGGCUCGUGACCUUAAGGCAGUCAAAUAUGUUGAGUGCUCAGCCCUAACGCAGAAAGGAUUAAAGAAUGUGUUUGAUGAGGCAAUACUGGCUGCCCUGGAGCCUCCUGAACCUAAGAAAAGGCGUAAAUGUGUUCUGCUCUAAAGUUUCGUCGCAGCCUUCCCCACACCAGUUUCCAAAUCUAGGUUAACAGUACUUAAGAGGUUUGUUGUACAAGCACAUUCCAACAUGAGUUAGGAUAUUAUGAAAUAUUUGCCUUCUGACUGACAUAGCCUAACCUAAAUACAUAUUCAAUGUGUUGAACACGGUUUUUAGAUGGAGUGACAUCUGAUGCUGUUUGUGAUGAUUUGAUGCCAUUGAAAUGGUCUUACAUGAUGGGAACAAUGACUACUUACGAUACAUCAACAAACUGUAGGUGAUAUAAUUAAAGUUUGACCACAUUAUGUUUAGUUUAUUUUGCAUAAGAGCAAAUCCAAAAGUACAACAACACUAUGAAAUGGUAUUUUAUCAGAGCUCUGGUUUUUUUGAAGGCCCUUUAAAACACAAACUAGCUGAGAGUGUUGGGUCAGUGAGCUGCUCCAAUUAUGUAUUAGUAUGUGCUAAAUCUAUUCUUUAUUUUUCAAGUAAUUCCCUUGAAGUUUAUUGUUUAUAAUAUACAUUCAACCGUGGCGCACAAUACUGCAUGUGGUUGACACGGCAUUGUCAUAGCAAAACAGAUGAAUGCUCUUUAAAAAUGACUGAGUUCUUAAAGUGUUGAAAGUUGCCGUAGACUAGUUUUUUUAAUCUUUUUUUUUUUAUACAUAAAUUCAUGUUCAAUGUCAACAUAGCCUCUGGGCGGAUCUAAGAAAUAUUUGAAAUGACAUUUCUAGGCUAUGCUCCAUCGUAGUUCUGGUUUGCCAAAAUAUAAUUUUAUAAAUUGACACUUGUCAAAGUAGAGAUCCGCAGAAGCUGAUUAAGACUUGGGAAAUGUCAUGGAGUUAUUAUUGUCAAUUUAACAAACUUUAUGCAAGAAGUUGGAGCACAACAAUUUCUAAGUCAUUUACUUUUUGUGACAGAAGUGAUUUAACCAGAAAAUGAUGUGUGUCUUUGAAUGCUAAUCAAAAGUUGCAGUAGCUAAACUUUGUAGGAGGAUUCCAGCCCAUAACCCGAGGCUAAUGAACUAGUUUGUAAACUGAACAAACUUGCUGAAGUCAGUAACGCCUUGUUCUUACAAAAUGCUAUACAUAGUUUGAAACCCUGUGAAGAUUUUUUGAGUGACUGAACUACCACUAUUUGCAUUUGUCUUUUCCUAUAACCAUGCCUGGAUUGUGACGGGCUUGAAUUUGAUUUGUAAAUAAAAUGAGAAUAACUCAUAACUUAUUGACUGAAUACAAUGUGUGCAUUACAAAUAGAGAUUUGGAGGAAAUGAGGUAACACUGAAAUCAGAGUAACCAGGAAAAUGUUGAGAGAACGAGUUACUUUUUGGUUUUUAUUCAAUUUGACAUCAAAGUUUUACUGUAUCUUGCUUGUGAUAAAGUGCCACAAUAAACCAGUAUUAUGAAUAAACCCUAACUUAAAAUA
Molecule: messenger RNA, 2153 nt
Organism: Anoplopoma fimbria (sablefish)
Lineage: Eukaryota; Metazoa; Chordata; Actinopteri; Perciformes; Anoplopomatidae
Product: cell division control protein 42 homolog
Exons: 6
Coding region: 162-737 (191 amino acids)
Biological process (GO): small GTPase-mediated signal transduction; modification of synaptic structure
Cellular component (GO): dendritic spine
Molecular function (GO): GTP binding; GTPase activity
Source: RefSeq, a predicted model, not a curated record